CGGUGAUGACAGGGACACGUAAAGGAGUAGUGAGCAGGCUGAGAGGAAGUAACAUGCACGUCCUGGGUAUUCACUGUAUGGCACACCGCCUGGAACUAGCUUUCAAGGAUGCCAUUAAGAGCUGCUCUAUGGCAAAACAGAUUGAAGAUGUGCUGUCAGGGCUGCAUACAUUCUAUUGUAAAAGUGCUCUCAACAGGGCAAACCUAAAGCACAGCUUCAAGAUUCUGGGCCAGAAUCCCCUUGUACCAACUAGGGUUGGAGGCACCAGGUGGGUUUGUCACCUCUUCAGGGCCACUGACUAUUUUUUGAGGAGUUACCAGGGACUUACCCAGCACCUAGACCAGAUUCAGUCACCAGAUGCUGAAGGGGUGAAUGCAGUGCAGAAGAGCAAAGCACGCCACUACUUCCAAACCUGCCGGGAUCCAGCAUUUUUCAUGUUUUGCAACUUCAUGCAUGAUUGCCUGACUCACCUCAGCAGCCUCUCUCUGACUCUUCAAACCUAUCAGCUAUCACAGUGGCUGAAGUACACAGCUGCUCACAAAAUACAAAACCAGACCUGGGCCCAAGCUGAAAGCCUGUAUGAAGGAGCACGAGAAUGAUGACAGCGUCCUAAACCGUGUCAUGAAGGCCAAGUUUGAGCUGUUCGCUCUGCAAAGUCGCUUCACCGACAUGACCAUAGGGAUUCUCCAAGCUACAAAGUUAGUGAAUCUGAACAGUUGGCCUGACGCAGAUCCCUCUAAAGAAUUUGGUGAAUCAGAAGUGGAGGAAUUAACUACACACUUCCAGAGCAUCCUGACAUCCUCGGGGGUCGUUGUUGAGCUCAUCCCAGAUCAGUGGACCAUACUCAAGACCAGACUGUAUGAGACGGG
Molecule: messenger RNA, 869 nt
Organism: Perca flavescens (yellow perch)
Lineage: Eukaryota; Metazoa; Chordata; Actinopteri; Perciformes; Percidae
Product: zinc finger protein 862-like
Exons: 4
Coding region: 6-599 (197 amino acids)
Source: RefSeq, a predicted model, not a curated record